Messenger RNA from Cercospora beticola, 849 nucleotides. RefSeq lists its product as uncharacterized. Lineage: Eukaryota; Fungi; Ascomycota; Dothideomycetes; Mycosphaerellales; Mycosphaerellaceae. The record is from RefSeq and is a predicted model, not a curated record.
AUGGGUCGAAACGGAGCCGCCAAACCACCACAGAAGGUUCACACGCGCAACAAUCAAGACCACGCUCUUUCGAAGAAGCAUCCGUCAUGCUUCGACUGCAACGCAGGUCGCCGUGGCUGCAGUGCUACCAACACGGGCGGUGUGUACCCAUGCAAGAGAUGUGUCGAUAAGGGGAUCAAGACCUGCAUGCCACACCAACAGGAUCCUCGCUGGCGUCCUGGCAUGGGUAGCACAAAAGUUCGAAACAACCCCAAAGCUGGCCAACGCUACUACAAGGUCAUCAGCAAACACAUCCAGCACAACGACGGCAGUAAAGCUCCAGGCAAACGUGGUUCUCGCAAAGCUGCUGCUGCGGUCAAUGGUAGACGUGGUGCAAAGAAGUCUUCGAUCGAGCACGGCGAUGAGAAAAUCGGACCAUCAGCCGCUCCGCUACCACUCCAACGCUCCAACACUCCCUCGAGUGAUACACCAAAACUCAGACGUUCCGCACGUCUCGCAGAAGCCACCACUGAAGGUGCCUGUCUGACUGGAAACGAUGAGGAAUCUGAGGGCGAGGACUCGUUGAGCGACGCUGGUGUUGAGUCUUCUGAGGUUGAGGUGGGCGCAGCUGAGGAGGGCGAAGCACCUGGUGGAGCUGAGUCUUCUGAGCUGGAGGAGGGCACGGCUGACGAGGAUCAAGCACACGGUGGAUCUGACGGCAGCACGGAUUCUCAAGAUGUUGUUGAUCAUGUCGAGCUACCUGCAGCCAACUACAUCGACGAGGACGGCAUUGAGUACACUGCGAGCGGGAUGCCGGUGAAGUUUGUGUUUGAGUUCGAACCAGGCUUCCUUGAUGGAGAGGAUGAGUAG